CGCGGUCGUGCGGGCGGGCGGUGGGACGAUGGUGGGCCGGAGCGGCGCGCUGGCGGCGGGUCUGUGCGGCGCCCUCUUCAUCGGCUACUGCAUCUACUUCGACCGCAAGAGGCGGAGCCAGCCAGACUUCAAGCACCGCCUCCGGCAGCGAAGGAAGAAACAGAAGCUUGCCAGGGAGAGAGCCGGGCUGUCCAAGCUUCCUGACCUCAAAGAUGCCGAAGCCGUUCAGAAGUUCUUCCUCGAAGAGAUCCAGCUGGGCGAAGAAUUGCUAGCGCAAGGAGAGUAUGAGAAGGGGGUCGACCACCUGACCAACGCCAUCGCGGUGUGUGGGCAGCCCCAGCAGCUGCUGCAGGUCCUACAGCAGACGCUUCCCCCCCCCGUGUUCCAGAUGCUCCUCACUAAGCUCCCGACCAUCAGCCAGAGGAUCGUAAGCGCACAGAGCUUGGCUGAAGACGACGUGGAGUGAGAGCCAAGCGGCCACCGCGCCGAGAACCGCCGCCAAACCCCGGCGAUUCCACGCCCCGAAGAUGAGCGGCCUCGGGACGGGGACGGGCGGCCCGGUGGGUCCGGCGCCCGACCCGCGGACACCCAGCAGAGUUCACUCUCACCCAGGGUGGGUCCUUGGCCUGGAUUUUAUUUAUUGAAUCCUAAUGAAAAGUGUAUUUUGAUAGGAAAAAAAGGCUUUUCGUUUUAUAAAUACACUGUGUUGAGUAUCUAAACAUCACCUAAAUACUAAAAUAUCCAGCUGUAACGUACGUAGGACGAAGCCACAACACCAAGUUCCCCACGCUCAUUUUUGAAACCGAGCCGAGGCAAUAAAAAAGGAAUUCUGCGCUG
Messenger RNA from Tachyglossus aculeatus (Australian echidna), 837 nucleotides. RefSeq names its product translocase of outer mitochondrial membrane 20 (gene TOMM20). Gene Ontology annotation, biological process: tRNA import into mitochondrion; protein import into mitochondrial matrix; protein targeting. Lineage: Eukaryota; Metazoa; Chordata; Mammalia; Monotremata; Tachyglossidae. The record is from RefSeq and is a predicted model, not a curated record. Gene Ontology annotation, cellular component: mitochondrial outer membrane; mitochondrial outer membrane translocase complex. Gene Ontology annotation, molecular function: transmembrane protein transporter activity.